UGGCUGACACGUCACCAUCUGUCUGUCAUAACUACUCAUAACCCAAGGUUUUAUCGCCAGUACGUAGUGACAGCCGUAAAUUCUGCCGUGUUGCGUAGGCCUAGGCGUUGUAACAACCGCACGGGCGCGGGAUGAACGUAGCAAAGUGAACUCGGAGAAGCUCGCACCUUCUCGGCCAAACAUCUUGACAGGCCAAAUUAUAUGCUCUGGUUGAAGGAGAAGAAUGUAAUCUCUGCUUUGACUAGAGACAUACACGAGGUACAUCUCGCUUCUCUUUUCUCCUCUCUGGGCCUCCAGAAUGACUGGGCCGACCUUUGAAGGAUGCAGUAGAAUGAACUCAGCACCCUCGGCCAGGAUGUUCAUGUAUAGGGCCUUAGAGAAGAUACAUGCAGAGAAGGAGAUCAAGAGGUCUCACCACUCACAACUCAAAAGAGCAGUUGAACAGGCUUUAGAGGAUCUACGGAGUGAAUUGGGCGGUUCAGACAAUGGAUCAGGCAAAAGCUCUUCGGCUGCCUUGCCCGUGCCAAAGGGCGCAGCUCCACAGCUGGAUGCAGAGAAGCACUUCCUACCGUUUGAGCUUGCUUGCCAGUCUAAAUCAGCGAGAAUUGUUGUGACAGCACUUGACUGUAUUCAAAAACUUAUCGCAUAUGGACAUCUCACAGGCAAUUGUCCAGACCCAAACAACCCCAAUAAGAGACUCAUAGACUAUAUUGUUGAGACUAUAUGCAAUUGUUUCAAUGGGCAGUCAACAGACAAGGAUGUAGAAAUUCAAAUAAUCAAGGCUUUGUUAACAGUCAUAACAUCACAGUAUGUAAGUGUUCAUGAGGGGACAGUCCUAGUAGCUGUCCGAACAUGCUACAACAUCUUCCUUGCAUCCCGUGACAUGAACAAUCAGGUGACGGCAAAGGCUGCCCUCACGCAGAUGAUCAACAUCAUCUUCACAAGAAUGGAGAAUCAAGCAAUUGAGGAAGCGGCAGAGGAAAGUAGUCGUGACCAUAGUUCCAGCAACGCAUCCUCUAACAGUGCCGGGAGUCAGCCACAGCCGCAGGAGAAUGGACAGCAUGAUCCUGAACCUCGAGUUACCAAUGGGGCACCGGAAAUACCAGCACAGACUCCUUACAAUGGAACAGAGGAAGGAAGAGGAGGAGGAGGAGGAGGAGGAGGAGCUGGCAAUGAAGACCAACCAAAACAAGACAGCACUAAAGCCAAGGAAAGUGUGGCAAUCCCUAAUGGCAGCGUGCUGACUCUUGAUCCCCCACCACAGCGUCAUCUAACAUCACAGCAGAUCGCAACGGAGCUGGUCCAUGAUAUUGUGAACCAGGCUGUUACAGUGGUGACCACAGAGGCUGUCAUUGAGAAUGGGUGCUCAAGCAGUGCAGAAAUGAAUGGCAGUGACACUCAGAACUCUGUGGCUUCCGACACUGCUCUCCCAGAUCCAGCAGUAAUACCUCCACAAGUGCCAGAAACAUCAGUAUCUGAGAGCAGCCCGGCUUCUGUGCCAGUUCUGCAGGAAGACACUGGACAAGACGAUUCCUCUGCCUUGCCAGCAGACCGUAGCAGUGACUCAGUGGCUUCAAAUCCUCCACUCACUCCAACUUCCAUCACAAGAGUGCCCUCUCAGGAGAGUAUAAACACAAUGACUGAGGGAGAUACAGCCAUGACAGCAAAGCUGUUUCAUACCCUUCAGAAAGAUGCAUUUCUCGUGUUUAGGUCACUCUGUAAGCUCUCAAUGAAACCCCUCUCUGACUCUCCAGAUCCCAAGUCUCACGAACUUCGGUCCAAGAUCUUGUCCCUUGAGAUGCUCCUGUCUAUUGUGCAGAAUGCAGGGAGAGUCUUUCGUUCAAAUGACACAUUCAUUACUGCCAUCAAGCAGUACUUGUGUGUAGCCCUGAGCAAGAAUGGGGUAUCACCCAUUCCAGAAGUGUUUCAUCUCUCCCUUGCUAUCUUCGUUGCCCUGCUUUCCAACUUCAAAGCUCACCUAAAGAUGCAGAUUGAGGUGUUCUUCAAAGAAAUCUUCCUGAACAUUUUGGAGGCCGGGAGCUCCAGCUUCCAGCACAAAUGGAUGGUGAUACAAGCUCUCACCAGGAUCUGUGCGGAUGCUCAGUCUGUUGUAGAUAUUUAUGUGAAUUACGACUGUGACCUCAGUGCUGCUAAUGUUUUUGAAAGAUUAGUAAAUGACCUCAGCAAGAUUGCUCAAGGAGGCCAGCCAGGAGAAUUUGGUUCCACGCCUCUUCAGGAACGCAGCAUGAGGAUCAAGGGUCUCGAGUGCCUUGUGUCAACCCUCAAGUGUAUGGUUGAGUGGUCCAAAGACCUGUAUGUCAACCCUAACACUUUGUCAAACCUCAGCCAAGAAAAGAAGAAAGAGGAGGAGCUGGAAGUGAACCAUUCAGCUGAGGGUAAUCGAACACCACUAGCUCGCCAUGGCUCACACAACUCUAUUAAUUCCCUCCAGUCUUCUUCUACAAACACUACCACUUCCACUGUUGGAGUGGAUAAUCCAGAACAGUGCCAGUCCCUCAAACAUCAGAAGGAGAUCUGGGAACAAGGCAUUGAUAUGUUCAACAGAAAACCGCGUCGUGGCCUUGCCUUCCUGCAGGCCCAAGGGAUCUUAGGUCCAUCACCUGAAGACCUUGCCAAAUUCUUCCAUGAUGAUGACAGACUGGAUAAGACCCAAGUUGGAGAUUUUCUUGGUGAUCCAGAUCCAGUCAACAAAGAGGUUAUGUGUGCCUACAUUGAUCAAAUGGAUUUUCAUGAGCGUGACUUUGUUCCUGCCUUAAGAAUGUUUCUUGAAGGUUUCCGGUUACCUGGGGAAGCCCAAAAGAUUGAUAGACUGAUGGAGAAAUUUGCCUCCAGAUAUUGUGAAUGCAAUGCAAACCUUGGUUUGUUUGCAAGUGCAGACACAGCUUAUGUGUUAGCAUACUCCAUCAUCAUGCUCACAACUGACCUGCACAGUACACAGGUCAAGCAAAAGAUGACCAAAGAGCAGUAUAUCAAGAUGAACCGUGGCAUCAAUGACUCGAAGGAUCUCCCUGAAGAGUACCUUUCCAGCAUCUAUGAUGAAAUUGCUGGGAAUGAAAUUAAAAUGAAGGCUACAUCCACCAAACUUGGAAAGCAAGCUGUUGCAAAUGAGAAAAAGCGAAAGUUGCUUUUUAACCUGGAGAUGGAAACAAUAUCAGGGACUGCCAAGUCACUUAUGGAAGCAGCUUCUCAUGUUGAUGCCACCUUUACUCUUGCAACUCAUGUAGAACAUGUCCGCCCUAUGUUUAAGAUGGCAUGGACCCCCUUCCUUGCUGCAUUCUCAGUGGGUUUGCAAGACUGUGAUGAUGCCGAAGUAGCCUCCCUAUGCCUGGAUGGUCUGCGAUGUGCCAUCAGAAUCACCUGCAUAUUCCACAUGACUCUUGAGAGAGAUGCCUUUGUGCAGUGCCUGGCCCGCUUCACACUCCUCACUGCCAACUCUCCACUCACAGAGAUGAAGGCGAAGAAUGUGGACUGUAUCAAGACACUCAUAACUGUUGCACAUACAGAUGGAAAUUAUUUAGGAAAAUCAUGGUUAGAGAUCUUGAAAUGCAUAAGUCAGCUUGAGCUUGCUCAGCUGAUAGGCACAGGUGUCAAGCCACAAUACAUAAAAGAUUCUGGCCUGAAAAUGCCUCAUGAGACCUCAAACUUCCUAGAUGCCUUCCCAGAAUUCAUUACUGGUGAACAGAAAAAACUAGCUCACAUUAAGGAGUCCAUGGGUGAAACCUCAUCCCAGAGUGUUGUAGUGGCAGUUGACAGGAUUUUUACUGGUUCUACAAGACUGGAUGGUGAUGCCGUUGUCCAUUUUGUCAAGGCCUUGUGCCAAGUAUCCCUUGAGGAAUUAGGAGCACCUACACCUCGCAUGUUUUCUCUGCAGAAAAUUGUAGAGAUCAGUUAUUACAACAUGGGUCGUAUCAGGUUGCAGUGGUCUAGAAUAUGGGAGGUAUUAGGUGAACACUUUAAUAAGGUUGGCUGCAACCCCAAUGAAGACAUAGCAGUGUUUGCAGUGGACUCCUUAAGACAAUUGUCUAUGAAAUUUAUAGAGAAAGGAGAGUUUGCAAACUUCCGUUUCCAGAAGGAAUUUUUGCGGCCUUUUGAACAUAUAAUGAAGAAAAACAGGUCUCCUGUGAUAAAAGACAUGGUGGUGCGAUGCAUCACACAGAUGGUCAAUUCUCAAGCAAAGAAUAUCAAAUCUGGAUGGAAGAACAUAUUUAGCGUUUUCCAUCUGGCAGCCUCAGACCAUGAUGAAAAUAUUGUGGAAAUGGCUUUUGAAACAACAAAAGAAAUCAUUUCUCAGAUAUAUCAGAAGCACUUCAUUACUGUGAUAGACUCCUUCCAAGAUUCAGUCAAGUGUCUGAGUGAGUUUGCAUGUAAUGCCGGCUUCCCAGACACUAGCAUGGAGGCCAUUUCCUUGAUUAGAGAUUGUGCAAAAUAUGUGGAUGAGAAACCUCAGAUGUUCCAAGAACAUAAUUUAGAAGAUGUGACAGUCUGUGCUGAGGAUAGAGUAUGGGUUAGAGGCUGGUUCCCCAUUCUGUUUGAGCUUUCAUGCAUUAUCACACGAUGCAAACUCGACGUCAGAACUCGUGCCCUGACAGUGCUAUUCGAGGUUGUGAAGAAUUAUGGGGGAUCGUAUUCAUCUCAUUGGUGGAAAGACUUGUUCCAGAUUGUAUUCAGGAUAUUUGACAAUAUGAAGCUUCCUGAACAGCAGACAGAGAGCGCCGUGGAGUUAAACGAGAUACAGGCUGAGAAAAAUGAGUGGAUGACAACUACCUGCAAUCAUGCCCUUUAUGCCAUAGUGGAUGUCUUUACGCAGUAUUUUGAAAUCCUGAACCCUAUAUUAUUGGAAGAUCUGUAUACCCAAUUGCAUUGGUGUGUGCAGCAAGACAAUGAACAAUUAGCACGCUCAGGCACCAACUGCCUGGAAAACCUUGUGAUAAGCAAUGGUCCCAAGCUGAGCUCUGCAACAUGGGACAAGACCUGCCAGUGCCUCCUGGAUAUCUUCCACUCGACUCUGCCCCAUGCUCUCCUCUCUUGGAGACCCCCUGAACAUAGUCCUCCACACCAGCAGGCUGGUGUUCCAUCUAGUGGAGAUUCCAGAGCUUUUGCUGGCCUCCUGAUCCGAUGUGUGGUUCAGCUGGAACUUAUUCAGUGCAUUGACAACAUAGUCUUCUUCCCAGCGACUAGUAAAAAAGAAGACCAGGAGAAUCUAGCACUGGCACAGGCUGGUGACACAGUUCUACCAUUGACAAGAGAACAAAGAGAAGACCAAGGAAUGUAUCGUCACCUCAUGUCAAGCCAGCUCUUUACACUCCUCGACUGUCUUAUGGCAUCACACUCCUUUGCAAAAUCCUUUAAUUCAAACCAUGAACAAAGAAACCUCUUGUGGAAAGCAGGAUUUAAGGGUAGUGUGAAACCAAACCUCUUGAAGCAAGAGACUCAGUCUUUAGCGUGCGCCUUAAGGAUACUAUUCCGCAUGCUCGGAGAUCCGUCCAGAGAAGAGGAAUGGCCUCAGGUGCAAGAACGUUUAAUCUCAGUGUGUAGGUCGGGGCUGGAGUACUUCCUCUCCCUCCCAGAGUCUCAUCGUGAAGCCUGGACAAGUUUAAUUCUCCUUUUCCUCACAAACAUACACAAAAUGUCUGAUGAGCAGUUUGCCGCUCAUGCCUCCAACUAUUACCCGUUUUUGUGCGAAAUUAUGUGUUUCAACCUCAAGCCGGAACUGCGAGCUGUCCUUCGUCGCUUCUUCCUUCGAAUUGGUUUAGUGUUCAACAUUACCCAUCCGAGCAUUCGCCACCACACCUCGUCCACUUCGUCUUUGCCAUCUGGAACACACCCUAGAGAACGCCUCCCAAGUGAACAGUGAGAGAAAGAAGUGUGAAGGAUGAGGAUGAGGAGGACUUGAAGCAGAUUCUCAAUCUCUUUCUCCUCUUCACAUCUCUAUCUGUAUUUCUCUCUCUUAUUUAUCUUUCCACUUGUAUCUGUAAUUUUCUAUAUAUAUCUAUCUAUCUCUGUUUCUUGCUACCUUUCUUUUUCUUUUUAAUAAAGCAAGUGAGGUAUUGGAGUGAUUAUGUGAUUUUAGAUGGGCUAGGCUUAGAUUAAGAGAUGAUGUAAUUGAAGGGAAGUGAAUAGAGGGAAUUGUGCGCAGACUAUUUGACCUAAUUCAGGUAUUGUUUUGUUUGUGCAUAUGUAUGUAUGUAUGUAUGUAUCGAUGAAUAGAAGUGAGUGUGUGUGUGCGUGUGUGUGUGUGUUUUAU
Molecule: messenger RNA, 6265 nt
Organism: Penaeus chinensis
Lineage: Eukaryota; Metazoa; Arthropoda; Malacostraca; Decapoda; Penaeidae
Gene: Sec71
Product: brefeldin A-inhibited guanine nucleotide-exchange protein 1-like
Exons: 36
Coding region: 299-5875 (1858 amino acids)
Biological process (GO): regulation of ARF protein signal transduction
Molecular function (GO): guanyl-nucleotide exchange factor activity
Source: RefSeq, a predicted model, not a curated record